Verruconis gallopava is the source of this 1694-nucleotide messenger RNA. RefSeq lists its product as uncharacterized. Bases 279 to 1490 code for a protein of 403 amino acids. The transcript is spliced from 2 exons. The record is from RefSeq and is a predicted model, not a curated record. Gene Ontology annotation, cellular component: Golgi membrane. Gene Ontology annotation, biological process: vesicle-mediated transport; mitotic spindle elongation. NCBI's taxonomy places the organism in Eukaryota, Fungi, Ascomycota, Dothideomycetes, Venturiales, Sympoventuriaceae.
CGGAUUCCAACCGCCACCGGGCACGAUGUCAUACCAGGAGCGUCUGGGCUGUGCACUGCAUCAUUCUUCGUCUCACGUCGAGGUGCGCUCGCAGUCGUCGUCAGCAUCCUCUCAUCUCCGUAACAAUCCCAUCCCCAGAAUCGACAAUGAUAUAGACGGCACUUUUGGGUUCCAUAUUUCUGCUUUCGACUUCAUUCUUUGUCCGCGGGCCGCUAAACUCUUCAUCCCGCGCCCUCCCGUUCCCCAGGCGGCAGGAUUAUCGUGCACCUCACCAAGCAAUGUCAAGCCCUUUAGAUCACAGUGGUGCGCGCGACGCGCUCGCCUUCCCCGUCUACGAAGACACAGAAACACCCCCGGACAGGCUGAAUUCUCCCUUCUGGUCCCGCCCAACGACCUACCGCCGCAGCACCUCCUUGACCUCCCAACAACGACCCGCCGCCCGCUCAUGGUACGGUCGCGCUUUCAGGCGGUACAAGAAGUUCGACCGCUCGGCCCGCAAGCAAUUCAGCAAGCUCACGCCUGUGCAGCAGGUUCUGCUGGCGAUUGCGGGCGUCGUGGCCAUUGUGCUCGGCGUCCUGCUGCUUGUGUACAAUGAACGCAUCUUCGCCGCGCUGGAGCCGUUUGCGAAGAAAUGGAGGGACCUGCCGGCCGGCUGGCUGAUUCUCUGGGCCAUCACAUUCGUGGUGUCGUUCCCUCCGCUCAUUGGGUAUUCCAGCUGCGUAACGCUGUCCGGAUUUGUGUACGGCUUUCCACACGGUUGGUUCAUUGUUGCGACUGCUACGGUUGUGGGAAGCACGUGCUCGUUCCUGGCCUCCCGCUACCUCCUGCAAUCCUACGUGGACAGACUUGUGAAGAAUGACUCUCGCUUUGCCGCUCUAGCACUGACCCUCAAGCACGACGGCAUGAAACUGCUCAUCAUGAUUCGUCUUUGCCCUCUACCCUACUCGCUCUCAAACGGCGCCCUGUCCACCAUUCCAACCGUAAGCUGGCAGUCUUUCCUCAUCGCUACCGCAAUCAUCACUCCUAAACUCUUGCUGCAUGUUUUCGUUGGCGCAAAGCUUGGAGAGCUCGCGGAGAAGGGCAAGGAGAUGGACUUCCACACUAAGAUGAUAAGCUACAUCAGCAUCACCAUCGGUGUUGCUGCCGGUGCGCUGACCGGAUUUGUGAUCUACACACAGACAAAGAAGCGCGCUGCGGAGCUAGAGGAGCUGGAACGAGAGAAUGCGCACAGGACCAGCAGGGAUGCAUUGAGAGCCGAAUAUGCAGACGACCCUGCCGCCCUGGAAGCUGCGGAAGCUUUGAGGGAGGAUGAGGAUGAUAUCAGCCUCCGGGAGGCAUGGGAUGAUGACUACGGAUCAGACGAAGGCGAUGCAUUUAAUGAAGGAACUUUAUCGCCGUACAGGGAUGAAUUGUCUGGCGAUGAGGAUGCAAGAGAGGUGGCCGAAAACAUCUUCGACGAUGGAGAUAACCUGUCGGAAACAAAGAAAUAGAGCAGAAGCUGAGGAGUACAUCACUGUUUUUUUUAUUACGACCCGGCGAUGCAAUGCCCCGCCUCGCAGACGUCACGAUCACAUUGAUUAUGGGCACGUGUUACCAUAUUUGUUGCGCUGUUUUGUAUGACUGUAGAGGUUAGAACUUCAAUUGUGCAUGGGGAUGGCGGCACCCCCUCCGAUCAAAGAACACAUCUCGACAAA